UAUUUGAUGGCUCUACUUGUGGAUUAGAUUUAGUUUUGGCAAUCAGUUCGAUCUACACACUUACAUAUAUGGCAAACGUUACGAAAAACAACAAAAAAGCGGCACAUGAGCCAAUGGAAUCUAAAACAACCACAGUUUUAGGCGACGAUGACAAGAUCCUUGGUGUUGUGGAUAGUUUCACGACAUGCCUUGAUGCCGUUGAGAGAGACCUGGACCGAGCACUACAGGAACGGAACAAGCCGAUGCUGACGUUAGAUGAAAUGAUCAAGCUGGACACAUAUAUAGCGUAUGUGAACAGCACCUUGGUCUGGAUGCAUGCAAAAAUGCAAGGCGCCGAUGUAACUAAUCAUCCCAUACAGAAUGAUCUGAAUCGAGCCAAAAAGAUGCUUGCACGAAAUAAAGAAAUCGAUGACGCCCUCGCCGCACCACGUCUGGAAAUGCAGGCAACUAAACGCUUUAUUGCUGCCGGUAUUCAUACGCGAUUUGUCAAUAUGGAUGGCGUUAUGGUCACUGAAGAAAUGUACAAACGCAAACAGGCGGAAAAACAGACAAACAAAUCUUAAGACACACACACACACAUACAAAAGCUUACGAUCACUAACAAAAUUAAGUUCAGUGAUUUACAAAUAAGGGAGACUGUUAACAAUAAAAAUCUAUUUUGCCUGCAAAACAGCGGGCAGUGACGUA
This is a messenger RNA of Scaptodrosophila lebanonensis, 687 nucleotides long. RefSeq names its product nuclear nucleic acid-binding protein C1D (gene Rrp47). Gene Ontology annotation, cellular component: nucleolus; exosome (RNase complex). Gene Ontology annotation, molecular function: RNA binding; DNA binding. The record is from RefSeq and is a predicted model, not a curated record. NCBI's taxonomy places the organism in Eukaryota, Metazoa, Arthropoda, Insecta, Diptera, Drosophilidae. The transcript is spliced from 2 exons. Gene Ontology annotation, biological process: regulation of gene expression; maturation of 5.8S rRNA. Bases 69 to 563 code for a protein of 164 amino acids.